UUUAGAAAGCUAUCUAACGUUGUAACGCUAUGGCUCGUACCAAGCAGACCGCUCGUAAGUCUACUGGAGGAAAGGCUCCUCGUAAGCAACUGGCCACAAAGGCAGCCCGCAAAAGUGCCCCGGCUACCGGAGGAGUGAAGAAGCCUCAUCGUUAUCGGCCAGGAACUGUUGCUCUGCGUGAAAUCCGUCGUUAUCAAAAAUCGACUGAGCUCCUGAUCCGCAAGCUUCCGUUCCAGCGUUUGGUUCGUGAAAUCGCUCAGGAUUUUAAGACCGAUUUGCGUUUCCAGAGCUCUGCCGUCAUGGCCCUGCAGGAAGCUAGCGAAGCUUACCUAGUUGGUCUCUUUGAAGAUACCAAUCUGUGCGCAAUCCACGCCAAGCGUGUGACUAUUAUGCCAAAGGACAUCCAGCUGGCUCGUCGUAUCCGUGGAGAGCGUGCUUAAGUUUGCUUAAGAAAAACGCCAUUUUGACUGAUCUCAACUUAUCUGCAAAUGUACAAAAAACGGUCC
Wyeomyia smithii (pitcher-plant mosquito) is the source of this 506-nucleotide messenger RNA. Its product is annotated as histone H3. Bases 30 to 440 code for a protein of 136 amino acids. The record is from RefSeq and is a predicted model, not a curated record. Gene Ontology annotation, molecular function: DNA binding; structural constituent of chromatin; protein heterodimerization activity. Gene Ontology annotation, cellular component: nucleosome. NCBI's taxonomy places the organism in Eukaryota, Metazoa, Arthropoda, Insecta, Diptera, Culicidae. The transcript has a single exon.